Molecule: messenger RNA, 2396 nt
Organism: Aspergillus ochraceoroseus IBT 24754
Lineage: Eukaryota; Fungi; Ascomycota; Eurotiomycetes; Eurotiales; Aspergillaceae
Product: putative ATP dependent RNA helicase
Exons: 3
Coding region: 194-2209 (671 amino acids)
Cellular component (GO): intracellular anatomical structure; catalytic step 2 spliceosome
Molecular function (GO): ATP binding; RNA binding
Source: RefSeq, a predicted model, not a curated record
GCUUUCUAUCCUGAUUCUCUCGAUUUCUGCAACGACAAUGUCUUUGGGUCUUGCCAGCCUUGACUAGUACGGGGUCACACUGCGUGUGUUUCCAAUAUGCCUUUUUUCUAUCACUUAAUAAAGCUCAAGCCCGUCCUUGUUUGAAACUGCAUCUCUUAUUGAUUCGAAAAGCAUUGAAUCUGUUGUUUCGCAAAUGGCUUCAGAACUAGAUAUUGGGACUAGCUUCAUCCCAUCACUAUACAAACCUCCGUCGUUGCUCCCGAUUGCAAGGCACAAGGAGAGCCUGUUAUAUCUUGUCGAAAACUAUCCUGUUACCAUUGUCGUUGGACAAACUGGAAGCGGUAAAACAACGCAACUACCCCAGUAUCUUGAUCAAGCAGGAUGGUGUGGAGAUGGAAAAUCUAUUGCUGUGACACAGCCCCGUCGCGUGGCCGCCACGACCGUGGCCGCCAGAGUCGCAGAAGAAAUGCGCUGCAAACUAGGCGAGGAGGUGGGCUAUUCAAUUCGUUUUGAAGACCAGACGUCGGCUUCAACAAGGAUCAAAUUCUUGACGGACGGAAUGUUACUCCGAGAAGCCCUUGUAGAUCCUCUGCUAUCCCGCUACUCAGUAAUCAUGGUGGACGAGGCACAUGAAAGGUCCCUUAGCACCGAUAUCCUGUUGGGAGUGCUGAAGAAAAUAAUGAAAAAACGCCCCGAACUUCGGAUAGUGGUCAGUAGUGCAACCCUACAAGCCGAAGAGUUUUUGCGCUUUUUUGCCGGAGAGGAGUUCCAACCUGAGUCGGAGCUUGGCCACAUUGGGGGGAGUAUUGGACGAAUUAUUAGCCUUGAAGGACGAAUGUAUCCGGUUGACAUGCUUUACCUCGAAUCGCCUGCGGAGGACUAUGUUGAGCGAGCCGUGAAAACCGUGUUUGACAUCCACCUGCAGGAAGCUGAAGGUGAUAUUUUGAUCUUUCUCACGGGCCGGGAGGAAAUUGAAACAGCAAUCCAACUAAUUUCCGAGCGUGCAGCGAUGCUUCAUCCAAAGGCGCAGGCUUUACUCCCGCUCCCUCUAUACGCUGGUCUUACAACCGACCAGCAGAUGUACGUUUUUGAGCCUUCACCAGAGAACACACGCAAAGUCGUUGUUUCGACGAAUAUUGCAGAAGCUUCGGUCACUAUCAACGGGAUCGUUAAUGUCAUAGACUGCGGUUUCGCCAAACUAAGAGCUUACAACCCCACUACGGGUAUAGAAACACUGACGGCUGUGCCCAUUUCGAAAGCAGCAGCUGUUCAACGUGCUGGUAGAGCUGGGAGGACAAAACCCGGGAAAUGCUACCGCCUCUAUACUCAGCAAGCUUAUGAGCAACUCCCCGAAAUGACUAUACCGGAAAUCCAGCGAUCCAACUUAGCACCGGUGAUAAUGCAACUGAAGGCCUUGGGAAUCGACAACAUAAUCCGGUUUGAUUUCCUAACAUCGCCUCCUGCGGACCUCGUGAUUCGUGCAUUCGAGCUUCUUUACUCUUUAGGAGCGGUUGACGAUUACGCCAAGUUAACAAAACCUUUAGGUUUGCGGAUGGCUGAACUCGCAGUUGAUCCUAUGAUGGCCAAGGUCCUCCUCUCUGCGCAGUCAUUUGGCUGUCUAAGCGAAAUUUUAUCCAUUGCCGCCAUGGUCAGUCUACAGGGAUCCGUCUGGGUGCAACACGAUGGGGAUAAACGGCAAUCCGAGAGCACUCGCAGAAAAUUUGCCGUCGAAGAGGGGGAUCACUUAACAUAUUUAAACGUCUACCAGGCGUUUGUGACCAAGGGAAAGAAAGAAACCAAGUGGUGCCGCGACAAUCUCUUGAACUACCGAUCUAUGCAAAGAGCAGUCAGCAUAAGGGCGCAACUCCAGCGAUACCUUGAGCGUUUCGGUAUUAAAGCGGAUGAAAGUCCCCUGUCUCAUUCACGACAAGCAGAUCUCGGGAAGCCGUCUGAGAAAAUCCAACGUUGUCUAACAACUGGCUAUUUCGCCCAUGCUGCGCGGAUGCAACCGGACGGAACCUUUAAGACGGUCAGUGGAGGCAUAACGCUUCAUGCCCAUCCAAGUUCGUUGAUGUUUAAUCGAAAAGCGGACUGGGUCAUCUUCCAUGAGAUUUUGCAGACAGGCGAGAAGACGUUCAUUCGUGAUAUCACAAAGAUAGAGAAGAGCUACCUUCUUGAAUAUGCUCCGAACUACUACAAAUCACAAUGAUUGGAGCUAUCAUGUCAGAUAUGACUAGAUGGUAGCCGUCUAAUACUUGACCGACAGCGUCGUAAUCCACGUUGAAUUUGUCCCUGCAACCAUGUAACCUGUAUAGUUGAGACAAUGAUGGGCGGAGAGGCGCACAAUAUUAGCAUACAUGGUCCGAAAAUACAGUAUGUUCCAAUGGAAUACUUGC